This is a messenger RNA of Vairimorpha ceranae, 151 nucleotides long. RefSeq lists its product as hypothetical. The annotation marks the transcript as partial. Lineage: Eukaryota; Fungi; Microsporidia; Nosematidae. The record is from RefSeq and is a predicted model, not a curated record. The transcript has a single exon.
AUGAAUAUUUUAUUAAUUUUGUGUAAUUUGCUACAAGCAGCAUUGUAUACUUGUAUUGAUGAAAUGUACGAUGAAAUUUUACAACAUUCAAGUAAACCAAAUUAUACAAUUGAUACUGCAAAAGAAUCAAUUCAUGUUGUUAUAAUUUGCA